AUGGAGCUUUAUGUACAGUGCCAAGUGGAGCAGGUUCAGGGCAGAGAGAAGGCUUCUGCAGGGAUUAAGCUUGGACAGUUUGAUGAGGAAAGCUGCUACAGUCCGCGCGGGCACAAAUGUUUAAGUCCUUGUCCUGUGAAGGAUGUCAUUAACUGCGGAGAAAAGGCAGUACCUCAGAGUGUUGUUGUGGAUCGGAUUUUCUCUGGUAUUCAGCCAACUGGGACACCUCAUCUGGGCAACUACCUUGGAGCCAUCCAGAAUUGGGUGAGGCUGCAGGAGGAAUCCAGCUCAGUGUUGUACAGCAUAAUGGAUCUGCACUCUCUCACCAUGCCCAAGGAGCCAGCUAUCCUGCGCCAGAACAUACUGGACACCACUGCUGCCAUCCUUGCCUGUGGUAUUGAUCCAAAGAAGUGUUUCCUGUUCCGACAGUCACUGGUUCCUGAGCAUGCAGAGCUUGCCUGGAUUCUUGGGUGCUUAACUAAUGUGCCACGUUUACUACGCUUACCCCAAUGGAAGAUGAAGCGUGCCAGCCAGAAUAAUGAAGGAACCGUUGGUUUGUUGACAUACCCUGUGCUUCAAGCAGCAGAUAUUUUGCUGUACAAGUCGACACGUGUUCCUGUUGGAGAAGAUCAAGUCCUGCACCUGGAACUAGCCCAAGAUAUAGCACAACAUUUCAACAAGAAAUACGGAGAAUUCUUUCCUGUGCCCAAAGCCAUUUUAAGUACAACAAAGAAGAUAAAGUCCCUCAGAGAUCCGGCAGUGAAGAUGUCCAAGUCAGACCCACAGAAGUUAGCUACUGUUAAUGUCACAGACAGCCCUGAGGAGAUAGUGCUGAAAUUUCGCAAGGCUGUGACUGACUUUACCUCUGAGGUGACCUACAAUCCAGCGAGUCGCCCUGGUGUCUCCAAUCUGGUGUCCAUUCAUGCUGCUAUAACAGGACUUAGUACAAAAGAAGUGCUGCACCAAUCUGCUGGUCUUGACACUGCUCGGUACAAAAUGGUGGUAGCAGAGUCAGUUAUUCAAAAAUUUGCCCCUAUCAGGAAUGAAAUCAAGAAACUCCAGGAAGACAAAUCCCAUCUGAUAAAGGUUUUAGAGGAUGGAGCAGAGAAAGCCAAAGAACUGGCUGCCCCCAUCUAUCAAGAAAUAAGACGACUGGUGGGAUUUCAGUAGAAGCUGCUGAAUAGUCACAAGGACUUUUGUUUUCUGGGACAGCCAUUUUUUUGUUUGUGUCUUCUUGAUCAUUUCAGUUUGAAACAAAAACUUAUAUCCUGGAAAAUCAAAGCAGACUAUCAAAGUUUUUGCAUCAAAAAUGUACGUGAAGCCAGUUCUUCCCAGUGGGACCAGCAUCAGGCUAGUCUGGAUGGUCAAAGGAGGAAGGUGCAGGCAAUCACAAUUCACAAAGAAAUUUCACAAAAGCAGGAUAGCAAGGUUACCCACAUAGGGGUUUUUUUGCCCCCCCCCCAUUAACCACUGAAAAAAAAGCUGAGGUAUAGGCAAUGUAAUUAGAAUCUAGCAGAAAGAGUUGUAAUCUUCUUGAGAACCUUUCUUACUGUGGAUGCAGUCUUGGUCUUGUUGCAGAAAGACAGCUCAUCCCCUUGCUGUUUAUCCUGCUUUGAUGUGGUGUAGAAAGUGUUCAAGGAUAACCAGAAUAAAAGCAGACUUUACAAAUCAAAAUGCUUAGGGCAUUGGUAAUGGAGAGAGAACUUAGUACCUCUUCCUAUCACCUCUUCAAACUCAGUCUGAUUUCAUAUCUGCAUCUAGUUUGUGUGAAGUAAGUUAGUCUGUCUUAUCUAAUAUAUGUACACCCAUACUGUAAAAGUCUCUGUAACUUUUGUGGUAGAUGGCCUCUCUGACAGUCAAUCCCAAGAAUUCAGUGACUGAAUGUGAAUUUCACUUCUGACAUCUGUGCCAUCUUGCUGGUCAGAUCUGAAGCACUUUGGCAGAAAACUACAAAGCUGCUCCUUUUCCACCUGUUACUUGGUUAUGCCAGGACCUCCAGGAUUGUCAACUCAGCAUCAAGUCUAGGAUUCCUUGAAGAAGCAGGCAGGGGAAACGAUGUAAUUCUGGAUGGGUUGAGAAAUUAGAGAACUGUCUGUAAAAUUUACAAACUUAUUUGAUUAAAAGAGUGUGCUGAAGUCAGAGCCAGAACCACAGGCAAAACAUUUUGUCAGGAUGAGAUUUGGUGGAUCUUUAUGAGCUCUCACUAUUGAUCCUAAAGAAAGAUCCGUAAUGAGUUAGCCUCUGCUGAUCUUAGGCCUCACCGGUCCCACAGAUCAUGUGGGAUAUCCCAGCAGAAGUAUCUGUUCAGAAAGGAGAGAAGACUGAAGAAGGGAAAAAAAGAAGUAGAUUUUCAAUUACUUUAUAGGAGGAGAAAAAUGACUUAGUAGGACAGGAGUAAGGACUAAACAGGAGUGUAUGUAAUUGCACUCAGAACUCUCUUUUUUUAAGCGAGGACGGACAGAGGACUGACAAAUUUUGAUGUCCUGCUAUGAAGUGUUCUCACCAGUUGUCGUAAGAGAUCAUUUUCACCUACAGACCAUGUAAUUUGUUAGUGAGUGUGCAGCAAAGGGGAACUCUCAGAAGGAGACGCGUUCUCCUGAAGACCAGGCCAUAGUACGUGCUCAAAGCUGACUAAAGCCUUACUCCUCCUGUAUGAUUGGGUCAAGUGCUCUGCAUUUGAAACUGCUAUACUGAAAUGCAAGUUGAGUUCAUUCAGUACUCUGGAAGCUCACAACCAUGGCAGCUACUGGAAGGAGGGAAAUUAGUGUCUAUGAAAUAUGCCUAUAGCGUUUGUCACAGAUGAUGGCAGCCUUAUGUGACUGAGUCAGUAAAACUGUUUUUUCUCUGUGUAGUGCAGAUUUUUUUUAAAAGCUAUUUAGUUUUUAAUUAGUAAAUUAUCACAGGAAAGUGGUUCAGAAAUAAUUUUUUUUGAUUUUGCAAAAGAAGUAGUUAUGGACUGGAUAUUUGGGAUUCUGCACAGAGACCUAUAUUUGUUUGCGAAGGUUCUGCAGAAGGAGAACCAUGAGGCAAGAACCUGAUGAUGACAAAAUUAGUCAAGACUACAGGAGCAGAGCAGGUAGAGAGAACAAUGAGAAACCAAACUCAGUGUAGACAAGUCCAAGGUAAUGACCUCUAGAAAGAAUAAGUGCAUUCAUGAAUACUCCCAGCUUUCAAAAGAGCUGUAGCAGAUUGGGAAAGGGCAGAGGUAUUGCUAUGCAUAUUUAAUUUUGUAAACCUUUUGUCAGUGUUUAACAACAGAUACAAAAAUUCAUUAGUUUGCACAGGAACUAGGAGAAAAAAUUAUUAAGAUACUCAUAUUCAGUUAAUGUCAAGAAAAAGGCAUACUGGGCUUACUUAACUCCCUUCUAUUUGUAUCACACCUUUAACCUGGUGAUCAGAGAAGUUGAGGAAUUUUAUUUUGACAGGCUCUUUAACCCUAUUUUGAGGAGUAGUAGUAGCAUAGAGAGGAAAACAAAAGGAGGAACAUGAUGGAAGUAAAUCAAAAUAAUAAAUGGUAUGGAGAAAGUUUUGGGUUUUUUUGUAAUAUUGACACAAUAUGUAGGCAAUGAAAUUUAAAAGGCAGAUGAAUAAAUGUUUGUAAAGAUAUGUUGUCUGUACAUGGUAUAUACUUGAUUAACCCACCUGCCACAAGUUCAGCUACAUUUGGUAAGUAACACUUAUUAGAAUAAAAACCAAGGUGCUUCAGCUGAAGUUACAUCUCGGUGUUUUAAGUAUUUUGCUUUUACACAAAAUCUGUGGAGCUCUUGCUCCUUCUGUUCAUUAGAAGUCACAGCAGAUAAAAUCAGGCAAAGCAAAUAUCCUCUUCAAUUGCAGUCCUCCUCAGCACGGCCUUGUUCAAUUACUGCUACUCACCAACAAUUGGCUUUAAAAUACUUGUUAGGGCACUUUGUAGCAUAGAUUGGUUUGAGCAGACAUCACACGAGAGCUUCCUUAGGAUAAGUUAGCACAGUGCUCGUAGAGAUGCUGAAAAUCUUCAGCACUAAUAUGUCUAGUUUCUAUCUCCUCCUGCUUUUCACUAGCAAAGGUAGGAACAUGGAUUGAAAAGACAAAUGGUUUCAAGGGCUUUUUACGUUUCUGAUACUCAGGUCACCUAACAUCUGAAGUUGGCAUUUGACACACCUCCUUUGCAGUGAAAAGGAAAUAGGUGUAUUCAUAUGUCUUCAAUACAAUUAAAAGUGGUGGGGAGUCAGGGGAGAAGACAUCAACAGCCAAUUCGCCACGUUUCCCAAGCUGUUUUGAACAAAAUGCUCUUCUCUAAGGUAGUUAAAUUUUUCUGAAAAUUGCAUAGGUGGAGCAGGGAAAAAAGCUUCAAAAGAACCUUUUCUGUGGGUUAAGGUUUUACUGUAUUACUUACUUAGCAAUAUUUCCAGAAAAUUAUCUAUUUUCUCUCUUUGUAACUCAAGAAUAAUUUGAAGUUUUUUCCUUCCCUUUCCUCUGUCAGUCAAACAAAUCUUACUUGCCUGACCUAUUUCCUUGGAGUAAGGAAAUAUGCCUGUCUUUUCUUUUCCAGGAAAGUUAAACUUCUAUAAAAUGAACAUUUUAAUCUGUUGUUUGUUAACUUAAACAGGCUUUUUUAUUUUAGUAGUUCCUGUGCAGAAAUUCUCAAAAAUAGCAGUUCCCAAUGAAAUAGUCCCAAUACCACUAACAGCCAUGAUCCUCAGAGUCCCCUGAGAGGAGACAACUGUAAUUUAGAUGUCUGCAGGUAUAUAUUGCUGCCUAUUUAAGUUUUCAUAGAGCCUGGCUUUUCUGGGCAGUUAACCAUUCUGGCGUUCAGGUUGAGAAUCUAACUGGACCUAGCCUGGCUGCCUCCUUGCGUUCCCUGAGUGUUUACCUAGCAUCUGGGAGGAGCUUGGCAGAAGGAAGUUAAGCCUGGAGCAACAUGUGGUUACUAUCGUCAGUAAAAGUUUGAUACUAAGCAACUGAUCUCUUCCCUCCUCUUCUACCUCCGUGUUUCCUCUUCAGAAUAUUUUUGUAAGUACCUAUUUCAGACAGUGUUCUGUGCCUGUGUUUACUUCAGCAAAGUAGCGUAGGUGAGUUAGAGCAGGUCUUCAGAUCAAAGCAGUUGUUGCGGAAGGCAUGAUUUCUGCAUGCUACAUGUUUCAGAGGGAUUUGUCUCACACUAGCAUUAAUCUGAUCCCAUGGAUUGAGAUUUAUUUACAACUGGUAUACAGUAGGCACACUCCUGAAAUGCAUCUUCUACUUUAGUUUCAUCCAGUCCGUAUGCCCUGAGACUGCUCUGAUGCCUGCUGAAGUGCAGUAAGUGGAGACUGUGGGGAGAGUUCCUGCAAAAGCACAAUCCUGUUCUCAACUGUACUGCCAGUGUAGACACGCUCUGUUGUACAAUUGAAGUUAACAAAAGAUGUUCUCCAAGAUUUGGAGAGGAAAAGCUCCAAUCAUGUUUUUUGUAGUUGAAGAAAGAAGAGUUGAAGCAUAGAGAGGUAUCCUUUUCCCUUGUUGUCUGUGCUGCUUUUUGUUUAAGCUGCCCUUUCUUCAGUGAUCCUCUUCCUCAAGUACGUGCAGUAGUUGUGGUCUUUGUAUCUAAAUCUCCUUUCGCAUUCCUGUGCGUUCGGUGCAUGAGAAGUACAUAUGAUACUGGUUGGGAUCAGCAGUAUCGGAACAGAGACGUACCUAACGUUCCUGGAUAUAUUAAGAGAUUUAUUUACCUUUAAAGGAACAGAGGGAGAUGAACAGCAACUGCACAGUGAAUGACUGUUUAUUAAGAUCUAAUGUGAUGUUCAUACACUUAAGACAUUUAUCUCUGCAGCUAGUGGUUCCGGGGAAGUCUUCGUCGUCUUAUCGCAUAUCAGAAGACGCUGACUGUGGGUCUUGGGGCUGAUGGAGAAAAAUGUCUUUAAUCCUAAUUUAGAGCAUAUAAUUUGUUGGGAAUUUCAAAUUCAGUAAGAAUAUCUUCCUCAACAGAGACUCUAAAUGAUGACUGGCCUCAAAAAUUAACUGCGACACUGCUCCAGCAUCUACAUACAUCCCUGCCUUGGAUAACUGGGAUGUGUGUCUACUGUACAGUAUGCUGGAAUUUGUCUGUUACUCCUAAAUGUGUGGUUGAAAUAUAGUUACUUUUCAAACACCAUAAUCUAAGUUGCCGCAGGUUCGCCGGCAGGCCCUGUGCAUAAUCUGUUUCAGUGUGUGUUUAUAUAUUAUCAACAGUUCAAGCAAAACUCCUUAGCAUGGUUAUAGGUGUUUCCAUUCAAGGUUAGGGUGUUCAUAUGAGUGGACUGAAAGUUCAGGGAAGGAGGACAGUCAAACGGAGUCCUUGGAGACUGACCUGCAUCUAAAUGUUCUGGACAGGUAAUCUAGAUAAUCAAAGCAAGUAUUUUCUUAUCUUUGGGCAGGGCGCUGAUGGUCCUGACAACAGUACAGCAAUAAAUACUACUGGUGAGAGCCUUUAAGUCACCUUUUGUAGGAGCUGUGUAUCUGAUGCAUUGAGGACUGUAUUAUAACACGAAACUUGGUUUUCUGGUCUCUGGAGUUUACUAGCUGCUUGUUGCACCAGAAAUUUGUUUGGGAAACGUGAGGAGUCCCAAAAAACAAAGCCUUUGUGUAGCUUCCCAAAAUAGUGUUUUCUCAAGACGACUUGUUCAUGAUAAGCUGCAGUACCAAUUACAGUAGUUGCUCUACAGUCAGUAAGAGACCCCAAAGUCCAUUCUGAAUGACUCAUUCAUAUCCUUGGUUACUGCUCUGGUGCAUGAUCUUCGUCUGUCCAUAUGACUCAAGGUUCUUUACAAAACUCAGAGAGGAUCUGGGUGUGAUUUUAGUAACAGCCACAACAUGGGCCCAGGUAGUUUUGAGUCUUGCAUCUAAUGAACGUGCUCUUUCAGUUGUCCAGCUUGGCUAGUUUUACAUUCUUCGAACAACAGAUGGAUCUUUCACCUAUCCUGAUAUUCCUACAUCUGAGUUCCUGGAUGUUUUUCACAUGACAAAUUGCUUCAUAGACAGAAACCGGCUAGUAUGCUAACAUAGGAAGUCUAAUGGGAAAGGUUUUCUGUUUAGGAAAGAAGUUAUCAGCUCUUGCCAGGAAAACAGAACCCCUAUCUGCUAUACUGAACUAUCUAAUUUCCUUUAAACAAUUUGAUCUGUUCCUUCUUUCUAGGUAAAUUGGGCAAUAAUAGCUGUCAAGAAGAUUGCCGCUUUCUUAUGUAGUCGAAAGUCUUGGAAAGACCCAGGCACCUCUUCUUAUGAUUUCACAAGUCCGUUUCAUCAUGGGACUUAGCUGGUUGCAUCAACCAGUUUCAGGGAAAAAUGCUACAGCCAAUGUGCGAUCUUAUGUGACAUUCAUUGAUCUAAUUAAAGUAGCUGCAUUUUUUGGUUUGUAUAUUUGUUUGUUUAUUUUUAACUUGCCAGCUUAUGAGAGAAGACUUUUGUAUAACUUUGGAUUCCCAACUGAGCUUCUUCUAUCCCAUAGGUGACCAGGUAAUGGAGAAUUCUCUUUCUUGACAGAAAUAAGAUUUUGUGCUGAUUCCCACCCUCCUUUCUAUCUGUUUUGUUGGUUGUGCUGGUGGUCAUAUUUUGUAAGACUUGACAGGUAAGUAUUUAUUUUGUUGAGUGCCAAUGAAAAAUCAUUCUACCUGGAAAACUUAUGUUAUGCCAAUGGUACCUGUUAUGCCACUGAUCCUUUUGCUUUUUGGGCAGUAGCUUUGGUUUUACAAUCAUUUCGUAUAAAACCAAAUGCCAACCAGUACUGAGGGAUGAGCACACGUGCCCAAUUACAAUAGAUAGUCUAAUACCUGGGAAGAGAUUUUGCUACUGUGGCAAUUUGCUGUCAAAUAAUACCAUGACUGGAGAUAAGAUUAUCCAUGAGUGGUCUCAUUGUGCCUGUGGGCAUGAAUCUAUUACUUUUUUUUAAGCACUGAGCUUAAUGUCUGUUGUGCUGUCGUGCUCUCAGCCCUCCAACAUGGCUAUGAGACAGGAGCAGCGAAUCUAUGCCACACCAGAAGGCUUGAACAGUUCCAGAUGUGCUGCAUCUGGUGUAUCUGCAAGAUGAAAUGUCAGGACAAAAUUUCCAGCACCAAAACAUUUAAAAGUUGUUAUAUGUUUGGUAGUAACAGCAUGCUUGUAAAAGCCUGGCUAUGAUAGUAUGGUCUUAGCCUCAUUCAUAUGGCCAACUUGAAAAGUCACAAGGCUGCAUGAGACGGUAAAGUAAAGCAAGCCGUCUGCUUCCUUGAUAACAGUCAAUGUAAAGACAGUAUGAGUCUAAUUUGAAGGAUUAUUGGAUCAGUCCCUACAGGUAGGAAGCAACAAUUUGUGGCAGAGCAAAGUGGUGCCAGUCACCCUUACUGCCCUAAACCAUUCUGAAACAAUGCUCACACUUACAAUGCUGUUGUAUCUGCAGCUCUCUGAUUCAUCCAAUUUCUUAAGCAUGCCUUCACUGCCAGGGUGUCUUCAUUUUCAUCCAUCAACAUGAAACAGUGGUCAGAUGCUGAUAAAACUAGCCAAGCUUCUGUUGGAAACACUGGAUGUGUGUUCUCUACCUUGGGUGAAAACUUCUUUCCUAAUGCCCACAGCUCUUGCAGAAAAAUACUAUUAAACAAAACGUAGAUUAAAUUUAUCAAACAGGGUCACUCUCUGGCCUUAUCCAGAGUUUCUGGUGUAGAUGGUUUCUAACUUCUGCAUCAUCCACCCUGUUGAGCUUCAUGUUUUCUUCCCUAAACUAUACCCCUCCUUGAGCAAAAAAAAAAAAUCUUCUUUAAUGUUUCGAGAUGGACUUUUUAUUGUGACAAGAAACAGUUGUUCAAAGAUAUUUCAAUACUCUCUUCAUGGUAUUUGCUGAAUGAGUAACAAAGAUCUCAAUAAGUGGGUCUUGAACUGAGUACUCAAGCCAAGAAAGAUCUUCCUGAGUGGGCUGAGGCUUUCUCUGCCCACACUUACUCCUUCACGGCCUCUGUGGCAGAUGUUCCUACAGCAAGAAUGGGAAAAGCAGCAGUGUUCUGUUUCUGUUUAGGCUUGUAGGCCAAACAUAAACUGUGAGUAGUGGUGUAGCAUCCACUCUUCUUUAGGCCCUCAUAUAUUUCCUGAAACAAGUAACUGUUUGCCAGCCUCAAAGAUGGAAGUUGUGUGGAUAUUUAGCAAAAGAAUGGGUAUUUUAUCUUACAGUAGCUGUGGUUCUUCAAGACUUGUUACCCAUGUGUGUUGUAUGUCCUGCCUUCCAUCUGUUCAGAUCGAGGAGCUGUUCCUGAGACUCUUACUCUUAAAUAUAGGUUACGCUUUUUUCUUCUUGCAAUAGAAAGCAAGGUGUGCAGAGUGAACGUUGGGCUUUCAUGGGUAUGUCUCUUUUAAAAGAAUCCAAUCGUGUAUUCCUGGGGCAUAUGUGGAAUGCAUGUGGACAAUAUAUACCUCGCAGAGAACUCCAGUUUAACUAUAGCCUUGAUGCACAGAACACUCCUCCCCGUCACAUCAAAAACACUUGUUCAAGAAGCACCAGACUUACUGUCUAGUCACAGACUGAAUGCCCUGGAUGAGAAUGUAUGAGCCUAGUCCUUUCUCAGAGAUAAUGUGUUCUCUAGGCGUGCCCUUUGACACAUGAGGGAGAAGGGCCUCGAAUGGACCUUGAGAAAGCAUCAGUUGGGAGAGGAUUACUGCUACCAUUGGGACGACUGAUCCAAGCUGCAA
This is a messenger RNA of Struthio camelus australis, 9642 nucleotides long. It is a transcript of the gene WARS2, whose product is annotated as tryptophanyl tRNA synthetase 2, mitochondrial. Lineage: Eukaryota; Metazoa; Chordata; Aves; Struthioniformes; Struthionidae. Gene Ontology annotation, biological process: mitochondrial tryptophanyl-tRNA aminoacylation. Gene Ontology annotation, cellular component: mitochondrial matrix; mitochondrion. Gene Ontology annotation, molecular function: ATP binding; tryptophan-tRNA ligase activity. The record is from RefSeq and is a predicted model, not a curated record.